Cuscuta epithymum is the source of this 1291-nucleotide messenger RNA. The record is from the annotation of a GenBank genome assembly. NCBI's taxonomy places the organism in Eukaryota, Viridiplantae, Streptophyta, Magnoliopsida, Solanales, Convolvulaceae.
AAUUUUUUCUUUAAAUAAAUACGUCUAGUUACAGGUGGGCACAUGGGUUUUCAGUUCGGUUUCAUACUAUCAAAUUCAAUCGGUUCCGUUCGUUAAUAAGUACGAAAUAGACUUUUAUUUAUGUAUGAGGCGGUUUGAAAGAAUCAUAUUGCUUACUUAAACUGAGUUAAACGCAUUACGUUGCAGUGUUUUCAGCUUUGCAAUCGAAUUCGGAGGAAGAUCGAAAGAAGUAGGAGAGAGAGGUCAAGCAGCAAUGGGAAACGCUUAUUGUUUGUUAUGCGGCUGCAUACCACAGGCGAGCGUCGGCGUGGUGGAGAAAUGGGGUCGGUUCGAGAAAUUGGCUGAGCCGGGGCUACACUUCUUCAAUCCUUUUGCCGGUCAGUGCCUCGCCGGGACUCUCACCACCAGGAUCUGCUCUCUAGACGUCAACAUCGAAACCAAAACCAAGGAUAAUGUCUUUGUUCACAUGCAUUGCUCCAUCCAAUAUCGAGUAAUCAAUGCAAAUGCUGAUGAUGCUUUCUACGAGCUGCAAAAUCCCAAAGAGCAGAUCACAUCUUAUGUAUUUGAUGUUGUUCGAGCCCAUGUUCCUAAACUUAAUCUGGAUGAGCUUUUUGAACAAAAAGAUGAGGUUGCCAAGGCUGUCUUGGAGGAACUUGAAAAGGUGAUGAGCUCUUAUGGUUACAGCAUCGAGCACAUACUGAUAGUUGACAUUGUCCCUGAUGCAUCCGUCCGCAAAGCAAUGAAUGAGAUUAAUGCAGCACAAAGGAUGCAGCUUGCUAGUGUGUACAAAGGGGAAGCAGAAAAGAUUCUCCAGGUUAAGAGGGCAGAAGCUGAAGCUGAAUCCAAGUACCUAGGUGGGGUCGGGGUUGCUAGACAAAGGCAAGCAAUCACAGAUGGCUUAAGAGAGAACAUAUUGAACUUCUCUCACAAAGUUGAAGGCACAUCAGCUAAAGAAGUGAUGGAUCUCAUAAUGAUCACUCAAUACUUUGACACCAUCAAAGACCUUGGGAAUUCUUCAAAGAACACCACCGUUUUCCUGCCGCAUGGUCCAGGUCAUGUUCGCGACAUUGGCGACCAGAUACGCAAUGGGAUGAUGGAGGCAGCUGCUGGUGCACAUGCCGAUUCAUAAGUUAUUACUUUCCUAUGGAAUCUCUUUCCCGUCGAUUCUAAUACAUUAGCAAAAUAAAGUCAAGGACAAGUUUCUUAAUGUUGUAUAGGACCUUAAAUGAAUGUUUUUUUGUAUACCUUUCUAAACAUAUUAUACGUAAUACAUGUUAUAAUAUUUCUUCAA